AUGGAGCGAAGUGUCGACGAGAAUAAUGUACGUAACGAUGUCAUUGAUGAAGACGAAAAUACUAGGUUGUACCCUUUUGGCGUCCCGGUGUCCUUAUGUAGCACUCCCGUUCAAAUGGGUAAUAACAAACUACCAUAUGUUUUUAUCAUUGUACAGUUGAAGUUCAUGUUUCCUGAAUUUAAUGAGAAUAAAUUUCGGUUAGUUCAACUGUGGGUUCUUUUAUGUUUCCAUAGUGGCAUCGUAACAACAACCCACUGUGGCGAGCCCAUCGUUGGACAACUUCAACUGUAUUUGGGAUUUUAUUGGCUCUGUCUUACCCUUUGA
Messenger RNA from Acaulospora morrowiae, 324 nucleotides. The record is from the annotation of a GenBank genome assembly. Lineage: Eukaryota; Fungi; Glomeromycota; Glomeromycetes; Diversisporales; Acaulosporaceae.